Molecule: messenger RNA, 2699 nt
Organism: Melanotaenia boesemani (Boeseman's rainbowfish)
Lineage: Eukaryota; Metazoa; Chordata; Actinopteri; Atheriniformes; Melanotaeniidae
Gene: fgf10b
Product: fibroblast growth factor 10b
Exons: 4
Coding region: 845-1600 (251 amino acids)
Biological process (GO): positive regulation of epithelial cell proliferation; fibroblast growth factor receptor signaling pathway; secretion by lung epithelial cell involved in lung growth
Cellular component (GO): cytoplasm
Molecular function (GO): growth factor activity; chemoattractant activity; type 2 fibroblast growth factor receptor binding
Source: RefSeq, a predicted model, not a curated record
CUUCUGCUCUGGCUGUAGAUCGUUGACAGACAUUGAAGAGGGAACUGAAAAGUGAAAAAUUCUCAAAUCAAAGAAGGGACACGAACAGCGCUGACUCAAACCUGAGACCUCCCCAGACGUUGUUGCUGUAUGAAGGUGGAGUCAUUUAGAGAAGAGGAAGAGAAAUGAGGAAAAAACAAGAAGAGCAGCACAACUGGAGAGGACAGAUGGAUUGUCUGACAUGCGCCUGGACUGAGCAACAUUCCUAUUUAAGUCUUGAAUCCUGUUUUUUUCCUCAGAGUAAAAUCUGAAAACGCUUUUGAGCACAUGUGGAGUAUAGCUUUCUGACAGGUAGAUGGUAAACCAUUUUUUACUUCACUGGAGUUAAAAAUUUUUCUACUAAGCAUAUCAAGAAGUAUAUUUUCUUGGACAAUUGUUUUUUCUUCUUUUCCUUACAUUGCUUGGAAAUACAAGGAGUCCUUUUGGAGCAGCCAGGGCUAAUAAUUUAGAUGAUUAAAAACAAUAGAAAAAAGUUAGAAACUGUAAAGAAAAAAGACAAACAGGUUUGUUAAAGUAAAUAAAUUUAGUCUUUGACUGAAGACGUUCUCAUAAUCAGCCUUUGAAGAAAAGAACUACCAGCUUUAAACGCACAGACGUGUGAACAGGUAAAACAAGGAAAAAAUAAGUCGGAGGCAAAUCUUAAAAUUUCAUGCAGGUACUGAAUACUUUAGACCCUGCAGGGGGACCAUUUCAUCCAGUCUGGACUGUGGAGGGCUUUCCUUCCUGCCCUCCCAGUGUAUCCUCGCCCCCAGCAGCAUGUCCCAGGCUCUGAGGCUGCCUCCAGUCCUCCUCACAGCACACUACCAUGAUCAGAUGGGCUGCUGUAGGGAGUAAGGCUGCCUUUGCCUCGUUCUGCUCCAGGACUUGGUUAGGAGCUCGUUCUGGCUCUGAGGCCAGUUUUGGACAAAGGUCAUCAACACUGCUUUCCUCAUUGUCUUUUCCUAUACUGCUUACCUUGGUGCUUUUCUCCUUGUCCUUACCCGAGACUGCCUGCCAUCAACUCCGCAGAGACAGGCAGAGGUCCACAAAUCCGAAAAACCUCUGGGUCCCUCUGAACAAUUCAGAUUCUGAACUGAUUUCAACACCCGAGGCCACUGGGGGCCCCCAGGGUCGGACUGGAGGACCACAGGGAAGGCAUGUGCGCAGCUACAACCACCUUCAGGGGGACAUACGGAGGAGAAAGCUGUUCUCUUUCCAGAAGUUUUUCCUGAGGAUCGAUAAGAAUGGAAAAGUUAAUGGAACCAAGUGCAAGGAUGACCCAUUCAGUAUUCUGGAAAUCACAUCAGUGGAAGUGGGAGUGGUGGCCAUCAAAGGUCUAAACAGCAACUACUAUCUGGCUAUCAGCAGGAAAGGAGAGCUGUACGGAGCGAGAGAGUUUGGCGUCGACUGCAAACUGAAGGAGCGUAUUGAGGAGAAUGGCUACAACACUUAUGCAUCAGCUGAGUGGAAGAACAAGAAGCGGCAGAUGUUUGUGGGUCUAAAUGUUCAUGGGAAGCCGAUGAGAGGAAAGAAAACCCGCAGGAAGAACAUGGCCACCCACUUCCUUCCAAUCAUGGUGUGACCCUGGGUGCCCACUUGGAGCAGGAACAGACAGAUACAGCACUGGACAGAGAGGUUUUCAAUACUGAGCAGCCGUGAAAAUAAAGACAUGCGUUUGGAAAUCUCUUAUUUUAAAAUAAAAGGCACUAACACUGUCACAAACUCAAGGUCUCUACUUUGACUGAGAUUGUGGAUUUCAUCAGGUGAGAGAAGAUGAGCUGCGUUUUUAAUGGGCACCAAAUGCAAAGUUUAUCCUUUUACUACUGUGCCAAACAGUUUGCAGUUGGAUAUGGGCUCAAAUAAAACUCACUGAACUUUUGAGCUUGUAUAUCAAUCAAUGUCAUGUGGUUUUGUUGUUGUCCACUACUCCAGAGGUCCUUAAAGUGAUUAUUUAGCACCCCUCAACUUCAAAAGAUACACUUGUACAACUUCUUUAGACUUAGAGUAGUAACAGAACUCAUCACAUAUUAAACUGAAUGGUUACCUUUCAUUUACACAUCAUCAAUUACAACCCACCUGUGUCAAAGAAGCACUGGUGGCAUCCCAUAAAAGACAGGCUCAUAAUUUACACAUGUAACCUCAGAGUCACAUGUAGUGUGGGAACUUUGUGCUCUGAUUUUUAUACACAGUUUUCUGCUUUGUAUCUGUGAACAAAUGCUCACAAAAGCACUUCUAUAUCCUUAAUGUCUUGUGUGACUAACAAAUCUCUUCUUCACACAUGGAAACCUGAAUCUCCCAGACAGAUUUAUUCCACAGGGUGAGAAAGUGUCAUUUACAAGUAAAACCUCUGGAGAAAUUUGUGAGCAUUGAUUUUACAAGAUAAAUAUUUAUGAGUCUAUUUGAGCCCAUAGCUGGAGUACGAGUGAAAGGACAACACAGAAGAUACUAAUCCAGCUAAAGAACUGUAGAAGUAUCUAAAGGUGUUCUCUGCAAGCAAAAUUCUCCAGUGAGAUGCAUAAAGGGAUGACUAAGCUGAAGGAAAUGAACAAUAAGACUAUCAUGACAACCUUAAAUAUUAGAGGAAAGCAUACCUUUUAAGCAAAUGUUUGAUACUUAACCACUGUGUUUUGACUGAAUUGUAAUGAUUUAUUUAUUUUGUGAGAUAUUUAACUGGAAAGAAC